Molecule: messenger RNA, 1520 nt
Organism: Punica granatum (pomegranate)
Lineage: Eukaryota; Viridiplantae; Streptophyta; Magnoliopsida; Myrtales; Lythraceae
Source: RefSeq, a predicted model, not a curated record
CUCCACACUCUCUCUCUCUCAUUCUAACAAUCAACCCUCCCACCCUCUUCGCCCCCCUCUCUCUCUCUCUCCUCCUUUCUCCCUCUACAUUCCGCAGACAGCUCCGAAUCAAUUCAUCCCUAAACCCAUCUGAUUCAGCUCAUCUCUUCAGCUGCAACCCCCCGUUUCUCUCCGCGAGACGCUUUUGGGGGAGGAACCGUGGCGGCGAUGGUGGUGAAGGACGACUGGGUGAGGGCGGCGAUAACGGACGACACCGUCGUGGUGGAGCUCCUCGUGCGGUUGAAGCAGGCCCGCGCCUCCGCUCCGAUCAAGACCGUGGCGGCGCCGGUGAGGGCGGCGGUGGCGGAGCUGCCACCUCCGAGGUGGGGGAUCCGGCAGCCGAGGACUCGGCUUGCCUUCAGAUGCGACACAGCUUCUCCCGUGAAAGGUGGAGAUUCGAGGAGGAACAGCCCGACGACUCCGCUCUCCUGGAGCGCCGGCACGGCCUCAUCCUCCGGCACCGCUGACGGCUACGAGGAGUCAGACUUGCCUGCGUGCGGCUCUUCCAGAUCCAAGGGGAUUGCGUCAAAUGAUUCUACAAGCUCGCUCAACAAGAAGUUGAAGAGAAAGAAGACAUUUGCGGAGCUUAAAGAGGAGGAGAAUCUGCUCUUGAAGGAAAGGAUUCACUUGAAUAAGGAGUUGGCAACUUUGAAUGCCACCUUCGAGGAUGAGAAGGCAAGGAACGAUAGCUUGAAGAGAAUGAAGCUCGAUUUCAAUACACAUACAUUAAAGAAUGUGGCGGGUGCCACCAGUGAACAGCUCCACAAGGCUACCCAUGGUCCACAUGGUCACUUCGAUAGGUAUUCUCUUAAAAAUGAGUCUACGAAGUUGCCAACUCAAGUGGGGCCCCAUAAUUAUGCACCAUCGGGUGUUUCCCAGGAGCCCGAGCCUGUUGAGAAACGAGACGCAUCUUUCGUGCUGCCUGAUCUUAACCUGAUGCCAUCUGAAGAUGACUUCUGCUCGUAGAGACUGCGCCAGAUUAGCUGGGAAGGAACAACAAAGUCUGCGUCUGCUCCGAGUUUGAAGCAAGGCAUAGCAACUAUUAAAUGCUUGUAUAUGCUUUUUAAAGGGCCAGCUCUGAUGUCGUCCGGGGUCACAAUCAGGCGGAAAUCUCCUGAAGCUUCUAGACUCAAGAGGCAAGCUCAGUAGUUCUCCGAUUCCCGGAAGCAGAUAUCAGAGACUGUGCCUCGUAAAUCCUCCAGAGAUAGAAAGCCAAGUUCAGGAAGGGAAAAUUCCGCAGGGGCCUGGUCUAUGAUCUCCUCCUGGGAUUAUAUUAGGGUAACCCCUUGUUAAUUCUCAUGAUGUUGACAUGGAGGGUGACGAAGGAUGGAUCAUUCUUUUUUUUUUUUCUUUUUCUUUUUUUUCUUUUAAUUGUUCUUUUGUAGGCGGAGUUGUUGGAAUUUUCCACAGCUAUAUUUUCAAUCUAAUCAAUUUUUUGUUUCCUUUUCAAUUUGUAUAUGUAUAAAUCUUUCAGUCCUCUA